Messenger RNA from Drosophila serrata, 603 nucleotides. RefSeq names its product modigliani (gene moi). The record is from RefSeq and is a predicted model, not a curated record. NCBI's taxonomy places the organism in Eukaryota, Metazoa, Arthropoda, Insecta, Diptera, Drosophilidae.
ACUGUGCAUUGUGCAUGUGUUUUUUUUAUUUUUGAUUUACUAGAACUCGUUCGCUAUUUUCUUGUAAUGAACGAGGAUCAUAUUCCUGAGUACUGUCAUUACUUCAAAACUUUGCUGGUAGAGGAACUGGUGUUGGAGUCGGACUACCGAAACCUGCAUUACGGCCAGUGCUCAAUAGUUGGACGACUGCGUGUGGCGGAACAUUUUCGGCUGGAAAACGUACGUGUGCGAAAUCUGCCAGAGGACUGCUCCCUGCCGGAGGGCGCGUUAUCCCUGCUUCUGCUGGGCCUUACCUACGACAAGGCCACCGAACAGCGAGUGAGCAACGGCUGCUACUGCAUUUUGCGCGGUGAAGUGGUGCUGUGCAACGUCUUGCGGCCCAAUAGUCCCACACUGACCACACGGGGAAUUCACGAGCAGUUGGCCAGCCUGGGCCAUGAUUCACUUGCUCGCCAAAGGCAUCUGAGCGACCUGAAUCUCACCCAUAAGCCGGCAAUUGAUGUUUGGUUCGCUCAAAAGAUCGACAGUACGGAUGAAUUGCUGAGUCACAGGCUGCAGAUAAGAAGACUAAUUAAUGGUGAUAAAUGAGAGAUGAACACCCAC